Mizuhopecten yessoensis (Yesso scallop) is the source of this 3881-nucleotide messenger RNA. Its product is annotated as transcriptional repressor NF-X1-like. The coding region runs from base 232 to 3684 and encodes 1150 amino acids. Gene Ontology annotation, cellular component: nucleus. The record is from RefSeq and is a predicted model, not a curated record. Gene Ontology annotation, molecular function: zinc ion binding; RNA polymerase II transcription regulatory region sequence-specific DNA binding; DNA-binding transcription factor activity, RNA polymerase II-specific. The transcript has 22 exons. Lineage: Eukaryota; Metazoa; Mollusca; Bivalvia; Pectinida; Pectinidae. Gene Ontology annotation, biological process: negative regulation of transcription by RNA polymerase II.
UUUACUAUCUGCUGUUUUAAGCGUCAAGAAGAUAUCGACAACGUUUCAUGCAAAAUUGAAGUCUGGUGGUGCAAUUUUCUGUAUUUAAAAUAGCUAAAAUUUGCUAUCUUUAGUAUGACGUCAUGAUAACUGUAUAUAAGUUCAACAAAAAAGUCAAAAUGGCAUUACGUACGCCAAUCAACAACAGCCAAGAGAAAGAAGAGAAAACGCGAAAAGAAAGAAAUUUAAAAAAUGGCUGUAGCAUGUGAGAUAUUAACAUUAUCAACAAAUAUGGAUCCGAAUCAACAGUUUUAUAUUAACCAACAAGGACAGCAGGGAUACUUUGAUCUAUCCCAGCUUUACUAUCCACCUCCUUCACCACAAUUUCAAAGUCCUGUUUUUCAACCAUUUCACCUCACAGGUCCACCACAAUAUUGUCAACCUCCACAAAACUUUAAUAAUAAUAAUUCAUUAGGUGGACCACCAAUGCCUUUUCAUGGUCAAGAAAUGAAACAGCAAGUUGGUUAUAACAGAGGUCAUGGACAUAAAAGGGGAGGUGGGACGAGGGGAAAGGCAAGGAAUUCGUAUAAUAAUACCAAUAAUAAUCCUCCGAAAAAUUACCAAUCUAAUCCCAAUAAGGUAGCAGUUCAAGCAGAUGAAUCAAAAUCAUCAAAUUCUGUUGAUGAAUAUUUACAAAGUUACAUAGAUGGUGCAUUUGAUAGUGAAGAACCUGCCAAGACGGAGUCUAAAACUAAGUCAAAAGGAGCACCAAGUCAACAGAGAAAAAAUGGUAAUCGUCAAGGAGAAAGUAGAUUUGAGAAUAGAGGUAAUAAUCAGCGACAACAGUAUGACAAUUAUAGGGAAAAUAUUGAAAAUAACCCACAUUAUUAUGGUAAUCGAGGAGGACGUGGAAGAGGACGAUAUGAAGGGUCAAGGUCAUAUCAUGAUCAAGACAGGAGGUCAUAUAGUUCAAGAAAUAGAAAAGAUGAUUUGGAUAGAGUAAGGGAUUCUAAAGACUUACCUUCAAGUCUUAAAGAAAAAAUCAAUGAAAGAAAGUAUGGUAAAAAGGUAGAUAAUUCUACGGUCAUUGGCAGUAACAUUGGUCACGAUGAAGAAGGACCUAGUGGAGAAAGCCAACCAUAUUAUAAGGAUAGGAACUCAAAACUUGACGACAGGCAACAGUUCAAUAAUAGACGAGGUCAAAGGUCAGGUAGAGGAAGACAAUCCAACCAGGGCCGUUCAUUCCAGAGCAGACAACAAGACGAUGAUUAUGAUCCUCAGAACGAAAUUGCUUCAAAUAACUUGCAGGAUAAAAAUAGACAACCGUAUCCAGGCCGUGAUAAAUAUCGCACGCCAAAGACUUUUAAAGGGUCACGAGGUCCAAGUCAGCGACACUUUAUGGCAAGGACAAUUUCUGGAAAGGUUGAUGAGAGUCAGAGAGGUGUUCUGAUUGAUCAGCUGACAAACAGUUCCUACGAGUGCAUGGUGUGUUGUGAGACGGUGCGUUGCCAGAAUGCUGUAUGGAACUGUUCCAGCUGUUUUCAUGUGUUCCAUUUACACUGCGUUAAAAAAUGGGCAAGAACUUCUGCAGCUAAUGAAGAAGGUGAAGACAGUGGAUGGAGAUGUCCAGCCUGUCAAAACACAUGUGACAAGUUCCCUUCCCAGUACAGAUGUUUCUGUGGCAAAGUGAGAGACCCUGAAUUUAAUCGCAUGGAGAUCCCACACAGCUGUGGUGAGAUGUGCAGAAGGAAAAGAACAGAUAACUGUCCUCACCCCUGUAACAUGCUAUGCCAUCCUGGUCCCUGUCCACCAUGCAAUGCUGUCAUCAGUCGCUCCUGUGAUUGUGGGAAAACCAGCCAGACCAUGAAGUGUAGUGCGUCUCAGGUUAUCAAGUGUGAAGAGAGAUGUGGUAAACAGCUCAACUGUGGUAAACAUUUCUGUAAAGUUACCUGCCAUGCUGGGUCGUGUUCCAUGUGCGAGGAGGUCGUCGUACAAGAGUGCUACAAGGGUCACACCAGUAGAGAAGUAGUCUGUGGAAGUAAGGAAUCUUUUCAGUCCUCUUUCACCUGUGACAAACCUUGUCAAAAGACACUGGAGUGUGGGAAUCACACAUGUGAAGAGAUGUGUCACGAUGGCCCCUGUGUCUCCUGUAGUUUGUCUCCGUCCACAGUGGUCACAUGUCCAUGUGGUGCCACCUCACUUACAGACCUCGGCUCCACUCCCAGGACUAGCUGUCUCCAUCCUGUCCCCACAUGUGAAGGUUUCUGUCACAAGGCUCUCAACUGUGGACCUUCAGAUGGUCGUCAUACCUGUAAGCUAGUCUGUCAUGAGGGUGUAUGUGGGACGUGCCCUGGAGAAACCCUCCUAAAAUGUCGGUGUGGUGCCCUAGAGAAGGAAUUUCCCUGCACAGAAGCUCAGAACAUAACUGAGGAGAAUCCAUUUUGCUGUGAUAAGCGCUGUAACAAGAAGCGACUGUGUGGCCGCCAUAAAUGUGCACAGACGUGUUGUGUGCUGGAAAAGGAGAAUCACUUCUGUGACUUCAUCUGCGGGAAGAAACUGCCGUGUGGCCUCCACAAGUGUGACGAGCCUUGUCACCGUGGAAACUGUCCAACUUGUCUCUUAGCAAGUUUUGAGGAGCUGACUUGUUACUGUGGCAAUGAGGUGAGAUUCCCACCUGUUCCCUGUGGUACCAGACCGCCUGAGUGCUUCAAGAAGUGUACCCGCACUCACGCCUGCUCACACACAGUGCGCCAUAACUGUCACAGUGAUGAGAGUUGUCCACCUUGCACGGAGCUCACAUCCAAGUACUGUAUGGGGAACCAUGAGUUGAGAAAAAAUAUUCCGUGUCACAUUAGCAACAUCACCUGUGGUUUGCCUUGUAACAAAGACCUACCCUGUGGUACACACAAGUGUCUCCGAACAUGUCACAAGGGAGAGUGUCAGGAGGAUGGGACCGCCUGUGUCCAGCCCUGUUCCACUCCUCGUUCAGUCUGUGGUCAUCCAUGUGGCGUGCCAUGUCACAGUGGUCAAGACUGCCCAGCCCUGCCCUGCAAAGCAGAGAUCAUCAUUAAGUGUCCAUGCGGGAGAAAGACGGCCCGACAGUUCUGUAUGGCAGGCGGCUCAAGUCCGGAACUGGAGGAAUUUCAGAAGAUAGCUGUACAGUCUCUAGCAAGUGCUGCUGGUUCUGGUCAGACUGUUGAUAUGUCCAAGUUAACAUCAGUCGCAAAGAAAGUCGCCAAACGACAACUUGAAUGUGAUGGAGAAUGUGCCAUCAUGGAGAGAAACAGACGCAUGGCACUCGUCCUGGAGAUAAGGAACCCAGACCUCAGUUCCAAACUCGGCAACCCGUCCUACAAUGACUUUCUCAAGGAGUAUGCCAAGAACAAUCCUCAGAAUGUGGCAUCCAUCGACAAGGCCUUCUCCACUCUGGUCCAGAAUGCUAAAGGGUCCAAACAUCCCCACCGUUCUCACCAGUUCCCUCCCAUGAAUCGGGAUCAGCGACGAGCGGUGCACGAGCUGGCCGAGUUCUAUGGCUGCGAGACACAAAGCUAUGAUACCGAACCUAAGAAGAAUGUCGUAGCCACAGCACACAAGGACAAAUGUUGGUUGCCUUCUGUCACAUUGACUGCAGUGAUACAGAGAGAACUUCACCCUAAAGCACCAACCCCCAUUCCACAUGUACAUGAUAAGGAGGCCCUUAGGUGAGUUAAAUACCCUAAUACAGAGAGAACUUCACCCUAAAGCACCAACCCCCAUUCCACAUGUACAUUUUAAGGAGGCUCUCAGGUGAGUUAAAUGACCUAAUACAGAGAGAACUUCACCCUAAAGCACCAACCCCCAUUCCACAUGUACAUGAUGAGGAGGCCCUUAGGUGAGUUAAAUACCCCCACACACUCAUUUUU